Trichoplusia ni (cabbage looper) is the source of this 1696-nucleotide messenger RNA. RefSeq names its product apyrase-like. Bases 61 to 1686 code for a protein of 541 amino acids. The record is from RefSeq and is a predicted model, not a curated record. NCBI's taxonomy places the organism in Eukaryota, Metazoa, Arthropoda, Insecta, Lepidoptera, Noctuidae. The transcript has 11 exons. Gene Ontology annotation, molecular function: nucleotide binding; 5'-nucleotidase activity; metal ion binding. Gene Ontology annotation, cellular component: plasma membrane. Gene Ontology annotation, biological process: AMP catabolic process.
ACAUUUUAUAUAUUAGUGUUUGGACUUGUGUUAACAGCAGAUGUGUUUUCUGCUUCAACCAUGUUGUUGAUUUUUUUGUUUUCGUGUGCAGCUAUUGUUAAUGGACAGAGUUCGGGACGUUUUCCGCUGAAUAUACUUCAUUAUAAUGAUUUCCAUGCGAGAUUUGUCGAGACUAACCCAUGGAGCUCAGUCUGUAACCCAGCGUCUGGAGUACCCUGUAUUGGAGGCUUCGCCCGCCUAGCAACCAUGGUCCGAGAGAGGAUGAAGGCAGAACCAAAAUCUCUUCUGUUGAAUGGUGGUGACAGCUUUCAGGGCACCAUUUGGUAUAAUCUGCUGAGAUGGAAUGUCACCCAAGAUUUCAUGAAUAUGUUGCCACAUGACGCUCAUGUCCUAGGAAACCAUGAGUUCGACAACGGCAUCGCUGGAGUUGUUCCAUACUUGGAGCAUUUAGAUUCAACAGUAGUUACUGCCAACAUCAUCGAUGAUCUGGAGCCAACUAUACAAGGGCUUUACAAGAAGAGCACCAUUGUCGAAAGAGAUGGAAGAAGAAUAGGAAUCAUUGGUGUCAUUAUAUCUAGCACUAAUGUUUUAGCAUCUACCGGGCAAUUGAAAUUCACAGAUGAAGUUGAGACUGUUAGAGAGGAGGCUGAAAAAUUAAAUGCACAAGGCGUUAAUAUAAUAAUAGUUCUGUCUCAUUGUGGAAUCGACAUUGACAGAGAAAUAGCUGAACAUGGUGGUCCAUACAUCGAUAUCAUAGUUGGUGGACACAGUCACACGCUACUAUUCAAUGGAGAUGUGCCUCCGAACACUCAGUUCGUUCCCUUGGGACCCUACCCGGUAGUAGUAGAGCAACCUACAAGAAAGGUUUUAAUUGUACAAGCUGCGGCUCACACACAAUAUUUGGGUGAGAUAAAACUAUUCUUUGACGACCAAGGAAAUCUUUUGGAUUGGGAAGGUAAUCCUCAUUACCUUGGCAAUGAAGUCGCGCAAGCACCCGAUGUUUUGGAAAAGAUAAACUAUUAUUUACCAUUAAUUGAAGAACAGGCAAAUCAAGAAAUCGGUUACUCAAUGGUCUAUUUGUCUUCAUCGUGUGCCUGUCAAGAAUGCAAUCUUGGUAACUUGAUUUGUGAUUCGUACUUACAUGCGGCGCUUAAAAAGGCUGAAAACAAUCAAUGGAAUGGCGCACACUUCUGUGUUAUUAACCAAGGUGGUAUAAGAACGGACAUUGACAAGGGAUUGUUAACCUAUGAGUCGGUGUUAGCAACUACUCCUUUUGAAAACAAUAUUGAAGCUUUUGACCUUAAAGGUGUACAUGUAAAGGAAAUGUUGGAGUUUGGCGUGGCUAAUGACCCGUUCCCUGGUGCCAGGAUGUUGCAAACUUCAGGACUGCGCGUAGUUUAUGACGGAGCUAAGCCUUUAGGCAACCGAGUCCUAAACGUUACUAUACGUUGUAUCGAAUGCGAUGUCCCUCGAUAUGACCCGUUAGAUACCGAAAAAUAUUAUAGAGUCGUUACAACUGACUUUAUAGGGAACGGAGGAGGUGAUUACACCAUGUUAAGUGAAAAUCGUAAGAAUAUUGAAGGCCUUGGAGCUGACUACGCUAUUUUCAUGGACUACAUAAAUCAGAUGUCGCCAGUUUUCGUUGAGAUCGAUGGGCGUGUUACUAUAUCCAACGCAUGCACAUAAGCAGAACAUG